AUGACAGCUUACUUGAACCUGGUCAAAGUAUUACAAACCGAAUUCAAAGAAUUCUCCAUCGCCCAAGUCCCAAGAGUGGAGAAUACUCAUGCUGACGCCCUUGCUAACCUCGGCUUAGCCCUUCAAUGUUCUUCCCAGUCAUCCAUCCCUCUUUUAUUCCUACAAUGGAACUGGAAGGAACAAUUAAUAAACAAGUCGCCCGAAGAAGUAAUGGACAUCGAACUGGCCGACUUCUGGAUGACCCCGAUAGUGAAGUACUUGGAACACAAUGAGCUCACAGCCGACAAGAAUGAAGCAUGCCGCUUAAGAGCGAGAGCCGCCAGGUUCACCAUGUAUGAGGGCCAACUCCUUAGGAAGUCAUUCUCUGAUCCCUACCUCAAGGGCAUAAGCCUAGAAGAGGCCAAACGGGUUCUCGUCAAACUCCAUGAAGGGGAAUGUGGAAAUCAUACAGGAGGAUGCAGUCCUGCACACCAGGUGAUCACUACUAGAUACUAUUGGCCAACCAUACAUGCUGAUUCAGUAGCUUAUGUGAAAAAAUGUGACAGUUGUCAAAGGUUUGGGAUAUCGAAGGAAAUCGUCACCGACAAUGGAUCCCAAUUCAUCAAUUCAGGAUUCAGGGAUUUCUGCGACAUGUGGGGAAUCAAGCUAAGUUUCUUUAUCCUCCGUAACCCCCAGUCCAAUGGCCAAGCGGAAUCAUCGAACAAAACCAUCAUGCAGACUUUGAAAAUACGCCUGCAGAAAACCAAGGGUGCAUGGGCAGAUGAACUACCAAGAGUCAUUUGGUCCUACUGA
Pistacia vera is the source of this 792-nucleotide messenger RNA. RefSeq lists its product as uncharacterized. NCBI's taxonomy places the organism in Eukaryota, Viridiplantae, Streptophyta, Magnoliopsida, Sapindales, Anacardiaceae. The transcript is spliced from 2 exons. The record is from RefSeq and is a predicted model, not a curated record. Gene Ontology annotation, molecular function: nucleic acid binding. The coding region runs from base 1 to 792 and encodes 263 amino acids. Gene Ontology annotation, biological process: DNA integration.